AUGGCCAUGAACGAGAACGCUUAUCCGACUACAUUUCCAUCCUUUGAACGGGAAAAUCACCGUGAUGCAUUGCGUCAACCCUUUGACCCGGCGUUUCGACGCACCUGGUCGAAUGGGGUGGCCCUCCGACAGCUCGUCGACUUCGCACGACCGACCGUGGCCAACCACACCAUGUCGUAUGCCCUGAUUGAGUACUGUCUUAGCCGCCUGCCGAUGCAGCACCUGGAGCGGCUGGGACAGCUCAAGAUUCCCGUCGAGCUUCACGCAGCCCCCUUUCAGUACCUGCAGAAGCACCACCGCGCCUGUGGCUUUGACUGGGUGGAGCGCUUCGUCUGGCGAACCCACGAUCUGCACAAGCCCUACAAUUUUCUCCGCCCGGAACUGCUCCUGGCGCAGGAAUCCGGCUCACAGAGGAUCGUCGCCCUCCUCACCAUCAUGCCUGGGGAAGACUACAUCCGCCACUAUGCGAGCAUCCUCGAGGUCGCGCAGCACGACGGCGCAAUCUCCUCGCAUCACGGACCGAUCCGCUGCGUGCUGUAUCCGCACCUCACGCAGUCCAUGAUGGCCUGGACAGGACUGACAGAGCUCUCCCUCAGCGUUGAGCCUGGCGAUAUUCUGAUUCUCGGCUUCGUCGCCGAGCUGCUCCCUCGGUUUGCUUCUCUCGUGCCCACCGCGCGAGUCAUUGGGCGACAAGACGCGCAGUACUACGGUCUUGUCCGGCUUGAGCUCCGCCCGGGGCUCGUCUUCAGCCUCAUCGGUGCCAAGUACAGCUACUGGGGCAACCUAGGCGGGCGCGUCGUCCGGGAGCUGGCCGCCCGCAGACCGCGCGCCAUCUGCUACAUUGCUAAGCAGGGCACCCUCCUGUCGCCGGGCGACAUCCACCGCACAAUCUACUCGCCCACCCGGUACUGCGUCUUUGACAAGGGCCAAGCCUGCUGGCACGGAGACGAUCACUCAGCCCUGCCCAUCAACCCACUCUCAUCGAGAUUCCCCACAUUUGAUCGCGGCCUGCAUGUGUCGACGCCCACCAUCGUGGAGCAGGAUGUCGACUUUCGGACACAAGUGGAGGCCCAUGGCGCUUCCUCCGUUGAUAACGAAUUGGCGCAGAUGGCAAGAGCGCUCACGGACGUGCAUGAAGAGAACCCCUCGAUGGAGCGCGUCCAGUUACUGCCUCUCAUGUUCAUUACCGACUAUCUCCGACGCCCGGAAGAGCUGGGAAUGACAGUGCCGUUCGACCUUACAUCGCGCAACGAAACUGUGCAUCGCAACAAGGAAUUGUUCCUGGCCAGGUCUGCCCACCUGGUUCUGGAAGCUUUUAACGUCAUCGAGCGCCCCAAGGCCAUCAUAGUGGGGACGGGAUAUGGUGUCAAGACCAUUCUGCCAGCCCUGCAGAGGCGCGGAGUUGAAGUCGUUGGAUUGUGCGGCGGUCGUGACCGUGCCAAGACGGAGGCCGCGGGGAACAAACACGGUAUACCAUGCAUUGAUGUCUCUUUGGCCGAAGUGCAAGCAACUCACGGCGCCAAUCUGCUCUUUGUCGCUUCUCCGCACGAUAAGCAUGCUGCUCUUGUCCAGGAGGCCCUUGACCUCGGCGGCUUUGACAUUGUAUGCGAGAAGCCACUUGCCUUGGACAUGGCAACGAUGCGACAUUUUGCCAAUCAAUCACAAGGCUCCUCUCAGCUGCGCUUGAUGAACCACCCUCUCCGCUUCUACCCGCCGCUCAUUCAGCUCAAGGCGGCCUCCAAAGAACCAAGCAACAUUCUGGCCAUUGACAUUCAGUACUUGACUCGGCGGCUGUCCAAGCUCACCCAUUGGAGCGCUGGCUUCUCCAAAGCCGCCGGAGGAGGCAUGAUGCUAGCCAUGGCCACUCAUUUCCUCGAUCUCAUCGAAUGGCUCACGAGUUCGUCACUCACCCCGGCCUCGGUGCAAGACAUGUCCACAUCGAACUCGAUUGGUCCGCUACCGACCGAAGAUGCUGGAGCCACCAAGACUCCCGAUGUCGAGUCGGCCUUCCAGAUGAACGGCUGCUGCGGCCUGUCCACAAAGUACUCGGUGGACUGUGACGGUGCUGCAGACACUGAACUAUUUUCCGUCACGCUCCGUCUUGACAAUGAGCACGAGCUUCGAUUUAUCCAGAGAAAGGGAAGCCCUGUUCUGCUGGAACAGCGCCUCCCUGGCCGAGAAUGGUUGCCGCUCAAGGUUCAUUGGGAGCAGCGCGUGCGAGAGGGCUCGCCGUGGCAAAUCUCCUUCCAGUACUUUGCGGAAGAACUGGUCGAGGCAAUCUGCAUGGGAACAAGGUCGGCGUUUGCGGACAAAGCCACAGGGUUCAGCGACUAUGCUAGACAAGUCGGCGUCUUUGGAUCCAAGGUGGGCAUAGCCUGA
Molecule: messenger RNA, 2379 nt
Organism: Cordyceps militaris CM01
Lineage: Eukaryota; Fungi; Ascomycota; Sordariomycetes; Hypocreales; Cordycipitaceae
Product: oxidoreductase domain-containing protein
Exons: 1
Coding region: 1-2379 (792 amino acids)
Molecular function (GO): nucleotide binding
Source: RefSeq, a predicted model, not a curated record